Messenger RNA from Galeopterus variegatus (Sunda flying lemur), 383 nucleotides. Its product is annotated as defensin-5-like. Lineage: Eukaryota; Metazoa; Chordata; Mammalia; Dermoptera; Cynocephalidae. The record is from RefSeq and is a predicted model, not a curated record. Gene Ontology annotation, cellular component: extracellular region; extracellular matrix. Bases 89 to 370 code for a protein of 93 amino acids. The transcript has 3 exons. Gene Ontology annotation, biological process: defense response to Gram-positive bacterium; defense response to Gram-negative bacterium; antibacterial humoral response.
GCUGCUGUUGCUACAGGAGACCGGGACAAAGGACUGCUGUCUGACCCCUUCUGUCAUCCUUCCUCGCCUGAAGUCUGUGACCCCAGCCAUGAGGACCCUCACCCUCCUUGCUGCCCUUCUCCUGAUGGCCCUCCAGGCCCAGGCUGAGCCACUCCUGGAAAGAGCUUAUGAGAAUCCAGCCCAGCAGCAGCCUGGGGCAGAGGACCAGGACGUGGCCAUCUCCUUUGCAGGGGACCACAUCUCUGCUCUUCAAGCUGCAGAUCCUGUGAGGCGUGUGACCUGCAAUUGCAAAAUAGCCUGUUCUAUUAUAGAACGUAUUGCUGGGUUCUGCCGAAUUCGUGGUAUCUACUACAGACUCUGCUGUGGCUGAGCAUCAAGAACAG